Messenger RNA from Austrofundulus limnaeus, 810 nucleotides. RefSeq names its product KIAA0040 ortholog. Lineage: Eukaryota; Metazoa; Chordata; Actinopteri; Cyprinodontiformes; Rivulidae. The record is from RefSeq and is a predicted model, not a curated record.
CAUCCAGGAUUUUUUCACGCAGCUUUGGAGUUUUGUGGUGGACAAACACAACCAGGGGGCGUAUAACACAAUCUGCCUGGCUGUCCUGCUGACGCUGCCCCUGCUGGUCGUCCUCACCGCUGUGGUCGUGUGCUGCCACUGCUGCUGCUGUCGCCAUGCCAACAGCUGCUGCUGCUGCCGCUGCUGUGGAGACACCUCGAGGUCAGAAACCAAAAAAAAGAAGAACUCAAACGACGAAGACUUGUGGAUCUCUGUGAAGACGGGCCCCAUGACUCCGGACCGGGUUGCACUGGCCAUGGUGUGAGAGUCCAUCCUGGGUUUGAAAAACUGCUGAUUCUGGGCCAGUUUGUUCCAGCUUGAAGACAUUGUUCAUAAUAAAAAAAAGGAUUUUAUUGCAAUAAACAAAGACAUAAUUGAGAUCUCAUACCUGUCACUUUGUAUUUCUAUGAAGUGUGUGGCAGUUUGAUGACAAUGGUUGCACAUUUUAUGAGCUUUUCUGUGGUACAUAAAGGAAAAAUAUGUACAAACUGAAGCAUACAUAUUACUGCGAGUGUGUUUCUUGUGGUGUGUGUGUGAGAGAGAGGCAGAGAACUGCAGAGUUACUGAGAGCACUUUGUUCUUAGAGCUUCUAUGUGAAAUUCAAUGCAUCUGUAUUUGGAAGUGGGAACAAAUCUAAGUUCUGCCAAAAAGUGUUCAAAUAGCUGUAUUAGCACCUCUUCACAUUCAGCGUGCAGUGCACCUAAAAAAACAGUAAAAGCACUGAGACUGAACGGACUGCCUGCAGAAAAUAAAGUCUUCAUUUAGAUUUUG